This is a messenger RNA of Larimichthys crocea (large yellow croaker), 2025 nucleotides long. RefSeq names its product RAB1A, member RAS oncogene family a (gene rab1aa). Gene Ontology annotation, molecular function: GTPase activity; GTP binding. The transcript is spliced from 6 exons. NCBI's taxonomy places the organism in Eukaryota, Metazoa, Chordata, Actinopteri, Sciaenidae. The record is from RefSeq and is a predicted model, not a curated record. Bases 166 to 774 code for a protein of 202 amino acids.
CCAUAUUUGAUUCGAUUAUGCUGCUCUGGCUGCGACAACCAGUUUGAGUUUAGCCAGUUUCUUGUCAGGAGAAAAAAAAAACGGUGUCUGUCCAGCUUUAAGGUUAAUCUGCGACGAAAUCCAGCUGCAUUCACAGUAACAACAGUUUAUCACCUGUAGUCAACGAUGAAUCCCGAAUAUGACUAUUUAUUCAAACUGCUCCUGAUCGGCGAUUCUGGUGUCGGAAAGUCUUGUCUCCUUCUCCGGUUUGCAGAUGACACGUACACAGAGAGCUACAUUAGUACCAUCGGUGUGGACUUCAAGAUCAGGACCAUCGAGCUGGAUGGAAAGACCAUAAAGCUUCAGAUUUGGGACACAGCCGGUCAGGAACGGUUCCGCACCAUCACAUCCAGUUACUACAGAGGAGCUCACGGCAUUAUAGUAGUUUAUGACGUGACAGAUCAGGAGUCCUUUAAUAACGUCAAACAGUGGCUACAGGAGAUCGACCGCUACGCCAGUGAGAACGUCAACAAGCUGCUAGUAGGCAACAAGUGUGACCUCACAACGAAAAAAGUGGUGGAUUACACCACAGCUAAGGAAUUUGCCGACAACUUGGGAAUCCCCUUCUUGGAGACCAGCGCCAAGAGCGCCACCAAUGUGGAGCAAGCCUUCAUGACCAUGGCGGCUGAGAUCAAGAAGAGGAUGGGCCCCGGGGCCACGGCCGGCGCCGCGGAGAAGUCCAACGUGAAGAUCCAGAGCAAGCCAGUCAACACCUCGUCCGGAGGCUGCUGCUGAGACCCUGAAAAACAGCCACGACCUGAAUCCACCCCCCCCGAGCCCACGACCAGUCUCAAUGUUACCAUGCUCCACAGGGAAAGAGAACCAGAGAGAGAGAGAGAGAGAGGGAGAGGGAGAGGGAGAGGGAGGGAAAGACAGGAAGACUUUGAGUGGACCGGUUUGUAAUUGUGUGUGCAGCUACAACACCAGAUUCCCACAACAUCCUUUCAAAGUCAGGACGGUAAGCCCAAACAUACUCACAGAACACACCGGGCGGUUCUUUUUUCCUUACUUUACCAAAACACACUCAUACUGGAAAAAAAACAACAAAAUGUAUACAAUUUUUAACAGUGUGUGAAGUUAACCAAUGAAAGAGAACACAUGUAUACAUCUUUUCUUCUUUUUUUUUUUUUUGUUUUCUUAUUGUUUGCCCUGCUCUUCCUUCUGAGUUUGUUAAAUGAGUCACUUUUCUAAAACUGAAUGAGACCCACAAAGUUGUCUUUAUUUAGCUGUGGAUAGCAGCACGACUUAAGCCCGAAUCUCCUCCGAUACAUGAAUUAGUGAGCACUUCAAAUGAAGCACAUGCUUAAACCAGCAUCAUGCAUGUUAGAACUGAUCACAUGUUCCCUCGGUUGCAUGUGAUCAGCUGCAGUCAUGAAGCGAGUGGCUCAAACUACGACCCAGGAAACCCUCCGAUAAUGUCACCCACUCCAACUUCACAGAGUCGCCCCUAAAAAAUAAAUAAAGCAAACGACGUGCCAGUGCCUUUGUGGCAGGAGAUUUAAAUGACAUUUAUGCCUUCGGUGCUCUUGUGUUGUUGGCACGUUUCCCCUCUUCCACCCACAGUCGUGACUUCUUAAAAAAAAACAAAAAACUCCACUUUGUAUGAUAGCAGUUAACAUUCCUGUAUAUGUCUAUAUUCGGCUCUGUGUGUGCUCUGCUGGUGUUCAUGAUACAAUAAGCAUGUGCUGCAUUGGGAGACGUGACGUCAGCCGUGUGUAUUUCUCUGCUAAUGUUUCUCAACCAACAGCACAACAACCACAACAGGAGAAAUCAAAUCACCAUCCCAGCUCGAGAAUAAUCUAUAAACUGUAUAUAUUUAUACAUAAAUGUAAGAAGUGAUUUGCAAAUUGUGUAGAGAAGCAAGUGAAGCGAAUGACAUGAUAAAUAGCUGGAAUUAGUAAUCUCGGCACGUGAUUUGUGGCUGCGGACAUGACAUUUUUGUGGCACAGUGUCUACUAUUAAAACAAUGAAGGAGAUCUUUGAUAA